Molecule: messenger RNA, 879 nt
Organism: Dovyalis caffra
Lineage: Eukaryota; Viridiplantae; Streptophyta; Magnoliopsida; Malpighiales; Salicaceae
Source: the annotation of a GenBank genome assembly
AUGUGGGUGCGCUUUGAUCUCCUACUUGCUCAACCCAUCCCCAGAGCUAUUUUUGAGCCGUUGUUCCGGGGUCGUCGUGUUCGAGUCGGGGUUGCUCUCGUCCUACUUUGGUUCACUACUGCCGGCUCCUUGGCUACUGCUCGCUAUUUGGUCGAGUUGAUAGGUCUUACUUCCGCUUGUGGUUUAGCUAUUUCGGGUUUGGUGUUUGGUUGGUCUACUUGUUUGUUUAUAUGGGUGAGCCUUGAUCUCCUACUUGAGUGCUCGAGUACUUUUGGUCCGGUUGCUCUUCGUGGGUUGCUCUCGUCCCGCUUUGUUUCACCGCUCGCCGACUCCUUAGCUAUCGUUCAUCGUUUGGUCGAGUUGAUUGGUCUUGCUUUUGCUCGUGGUUUAGCUACUUCGGGUUUGGUUGUAGUGCUCAAGUACUUAUAUUCGGUUGCUCUGUUUGGUCCUUCGGGUUCGGGUCCACUUGGGUUGUGGUCGCUCGACCCGUCCCCCGGCCGUUUUGAGCUUGAUGUUCCGGGGUCGUGUUCGGUAAGGGGUUGCACAUUUGUUUGGGCUCGUCCCGUCCCGCUUUGGUUCACUGCUCGCCGGCUCCUCGGCUACUCGCCGUUGUUUGGUUGCGGGUUUACUUGUUUGUUUGUAUGGGCUCGGCCUCUAGUUUGGUUAGGGUGGUCUCCUCCUGUUCGUGCCUUAUUUAUUGGUGGCCCUAGUCUCCCCUUCCGAUCCAUGCAAGUGCUCCCUUCGCUUCGUUUCGCACUGUGCAGCCGCUUCGUGCGCUCCUUUGUUUUGGCCUACUCAUGGCUUAGGCGAGCCCUCCAGCCUUAUAGCCUCUUCGCUUGCCUUGACAAUGCCGCUUCGCGCGGUCCCUCACUUCGCUAA